Messenger RNA from Echinops telfairi (small Madagascar hedgehog), 1925 nucleotides. It is a transcript of the gene SLC35D2, whose product is annotated as solute carrier family 35 member D2. The transcript is spliced from 10 exons. Gene Ontology annotation, cellular component: Golgi apparatus. Lineage: Eukaryota; Metazoa; Chordata; Mammalia; Afrosoricida; Tenrecidae. Gene Ontology annotation, molecular function: GDP-fucose transmembrane transporter activity; antiporter activity. The record is from RefSeq and is a predicted model, not a curated record.
AUGACGGCGGGCGGCCAGGCCGAGAGCGCGGGCGCGGACCCCCACUCCGCGCGGCCGCCCUCGCUGCGGACCAAGCUGCUGUCGGCGCUUUUCUACGGGAUCUGCUCCUUCCUUAUCGUGCUGGUCAACAAGACGUUGCUGACCACUUAUUCUUGGCCCAGUCCUAUAGCCAUCAACAUGCUUGGCGUGGGGCAAAUGGCGGCUACCAUAAUGAUACUGUAUGUGUCCAAGCUAAAUAAGAUCAUUCAUUUUCCAGAUUUUGACAAGAAAAUCCCUGUAAAGCUAUUUCCUCUGCCUCUCCUUUAUGUUGGAAACCACCUAAGUGGAUUAUCAAGCACAAGUAAAUUAAGUUUGCCGAUGUUUACUGUGCUCAGGAAGUUCACCAUUCCGCUGACCUUGCUCCUGGAAGCCGGCAUACUCGGAAAGCAAAGCCUGUACAUAGUUCAAGGUCUGUUUGUUGACCUUUAGGGUUUGUUUCUUUGUCUCAGGUUCCUGCUGAUGUACUCGACAGUACUGUGCAGCUAUUACAACUCUGCUCUGACAACAGCUGUGGUGGGGGCCAUCAAAAAUGUGUCCGUUGCCUACCUUGGGAUGUUAGUUGGCGGAGACUACAUUUUCUCUCCAUUAAACUUCGUAGGGUUGAAUAUUUGCAUGGCAGGAGGUUUGAGAUAUUCCUUCCUAACACUUCGCAACCAGUCGAAGCUCCAACAAGCUGUGGAUGAAGAAAACAUUUCUUUGGAUUUGAAGAGCUAGUUGUCUGUGAUUUUCAGACUGGGUGUGAGGAGACAUUCCCAGUUACAUGAAUGCGAAACCAGGCAUUUUGGAAGUGGAUGGACAUUCAUGCCCCCUGGUUACAGCACAAAUAGAGAUGUCUCCAAAAUGUGAAGAGGACCUAUGGACCACAUGGGCCUCGGUGCGACGAAGCAUGCUUGACCCAAGGAAUGUAACCGCACAGCAUUACGGAAUGUUUCUUUCCUACACAAGCCGCGGGUUUAAGGGAGGUGUGUGCGGUUCUCUACACGUUGUUUUCUUUGUCCUGUGAGAUGUACAAGACACUCUCUGAGUGCUUAAGCACACAUCAGGACCUCCCCUGCACAGCUGCUCGAUGCUUUUUAAGUGAAGGCAAGAGGUGAAUGGUGCAAUGGAGAAGAUUUUCCCAUCAACUUUGCCUUAAGGUCAGAGAUCCCAGCCAAAGAGAACAAAAACAAAAAGCAAACUCACUGCUGUGAAGUCCAUGUGACCUACUAGGGCAGGUAGAAUUAACUGCUCUGGGGGCUUCUGAGACUGUAACUUUCUCCUGAGGGAACCGGCUGGUGAAUUCAAACUAAUGACCUCAUGGAUGUCAAUCAGCCCAAGCACUCAAGUGCCAGUGAAAUAUUCUUUGAUUUGGUUUAUUUAAGUGGGUUUAUUUCAAUAAAAUUAGCAAAUUACGUAAUUGUAAAAACAUUUGCUGGCUUUGACUUAAUUGUACAUGUUGGUAUCUUUUCCCAAUCACCUAAGUAACAAAGAAAAUGGCUUAUAUGUAUACAUCAUGUUAGCUUCCACAAAGUAAGCACCUAGCUCAUAAGAUUAGACUGUUGUUCUCCAUAGAGUUUCCAUCGACUGACCUUUAAAAAUAAAUUGCCAGGCCUUUCUUCCUUGUCUCUUAACCUGGAAGCUCUUCUGAAACCAUUCAAGCCCACAGUAACACGUGAGCUUUCCUUCCAGAAAGGUGGUGAUUAUGCAGGAAGUGCCUUGGCUGAGAGUCAUGCCAGGUCUCCUCCAUAGGGAGUAAGAAUUCUCCUACCACUUCCACUGUGGAUCCAUCAUACUGUGAUAUCCUGAUAGGCAGAAUAUAGUAUGUUAUUUACAAUGUGAAAAAUUAAAAUUCUCUGCCUCAAACAGAAAAUUACCAAAAACAAAACCCAGAAACCAAACCACAACAA